AAGAGGGAGCGUCGGCCGGGCUCCGGGCGUCUGAAAUAUUGCGUUCAGCACCACCGCGGCCGCUCGCAGGGAAAGACGAACUAGCUCCUUCUGAUCAUUUGCAAUGCUCGUGUUGCGAGAGAGUGGAUCGGGGCAUAGACCUUCUCUGCCCUACUCGCUGGGACAUCUGGAGCCCCAGUCCUAGGUGCUGGCGCUGGCGAGCGCGGAGAGGCUGUGUUAUUGAUGAUGCUUUCGUGACAAAGGAAGAGGCAGUGUGGUUGGAGAGAGCAGCGACUGACUGACUGACUGCCCGGGCGGAUUGUGAACCUGCUGUUUAAAUCGGGGCGAGCCAUCCGCAGCAUCACAACCAUGCCGGUGAGAAGAGGGCAUGUUGCACCGCAAAACACCUUUUUGGGGACUAUUAUCAGGAAAUUCGAGGGUCAAAAUAGAAAAUUCAUUAUUGCCAAUGCGAGGGUGCAGAACUGUGCGAUUAUUUACUGCAAUGAUGGGUUUUGCGAAAUGACUGGCUUCUCCAGACCGGACAUCAUGCAGAAACCUUGUACGUGUGACUUCCUCCAUGGCCCAGAGAGCAAGCGGAAUGCCAUUGCCCAGUUCGCCCAAGCUCUGCUUGGCUCAGACGAGAGAAGAAUAACUGUCAUCUUCUAUCGCAAAGACGGAUCAACAUUCUUGUGCAACACCCAUAUCAUUCCAGUCAAGAAUGAAGAAGGAUUGGUCAUAAUGUUCAUUAUAAACUUUGACUUUGUCGAUGAAGAGAAAUCCUUGCUGUCUCCCGACGAUAUAAAUCACAUGUCACCAGGCAAAGAAACACGCCAAAGACGGUUCUUCAGGUUGAAGUUGCCUGCAAUCCGGCUGCUAACAUUCAGCAAACAGUCUCUGCCUCAGGAGGACCCAGACGUGGUGGUGGUGGAAUCAUCUAAAGUCAGCAAUGACUCGUUGGCCAUGAAGGACUUGAGGUCACCCACAAGUGAAAGCUGCGGACCCUCGGAGUUUGAGGACACAAAAGCAUUGACAGAUCCGGGCAGUUCCCCACCCUUUAUCAACCUGCUGCCAGGACCCCUAGACCAUUCCUCACCAAAGCGGCAAUGGGACCGGCAGGAUCCGGAUAUGUUACAGACUACCUCUGGCCUAACCUACAAUCAGUCAAGGGAAAGUGUGUGCAGUCUACGGAGAGCAUCUUCAGUCCAUGAUAUGGAAGGAUAUCACGUCAACUCUCGCAUCAUAUUUCGGGAUCGACAUGCAAGUGAAGACAACGGACGCAAUAUCAAAGGACCUCUGAGUCAUUUCAAGUCCAGUCUCCUGGGCUCAACCUCCGAUUCUAAUCUCAACAAGUACAGCACAAUUAGCAAGAUACCGCAAAUCACCCUGAACUUUUCGGAUAUAAAAGCUGAGAAGACUUCAUCUCCACCUUCGUCAGAGAACACCAUCAUAGCACCCAAAGUGAAGGAGAGGACACACAAUGUGACAGAGAAGGUGACGCAGGUUCUAUCUCUCGGAGCUGAUGUUUUACCUGAGUACAAGCUGCAGACUCCUCGGAUCCACAAGCUCACCAUCCUGCACUAUAGUCCGUUCAAGGCCGUUUGGGACUGGCUGAUCCUCCUCCUGGUGAUCUACACGGCGAUCUUCACUCCCUACUCUGCCGCCUUCCUGCUCAAUGACAGGGAGGAGCAGAAGAGGAGAGAAUGCGGAUACUCCUGCAGCCCGUUGAAUGUGGUGGAUUUAAUUGUGGACAUUAUGUUCAUUAUCGAUAUCCUAAUAAACUUCAGGACGACUUACGUGAACCAAAAUGAAGAGGUGGUUAGUCAUCCGGCCAAGAUAGCGAUUCACUACUUCAAAGGCUGGUUCCUCAUCGACAUGGUUGCCGCCAUACCCUUUGACCUUCUGAUCUUUGGGUCAGGGUCAGACGAGACGACCACGCUGAUCGGCCUCCUGAAGACGGCUCGUCUGCUGCGUUUGGUAAGAGUUGCCCGUAAACUGGACCGCUACUCCGAGUACGGGGCAGCCGUUCUGAUGCUGCUCAUGUGUAUAUUCGCCCUGAUCGCUCACUGGCUGGCCUGCAUUUGGUACGCCAUUGGCAACGUGGAGAGACCUUACCUGGUGCACAAGAUCGGGUGGCUGGACUCGCUGGGCGAGCAGAUUGAGAAACGGUACAACUACAGCGAUGUCAGUUCAGGACCGUCCAUCAAAGAUAAAUACGUGACCGCACUCUACUUCACCUUCAGCAGCCUCACCAGCGUCGGCUUUGGCAACGUGUCACCAAACACCAACUCAGAGAAGAUCUUUUCCAUCUGCGUCAUGCUAAUUGGUUCACUAAUGUAUGCCAGUAUCUUUGGCAACGUCUCUGCCAUUAUCCAGCGGCUGUACUCUGGCACGGCAAGGUACCACAUGCAGAUGCUGCGAGUCAAGGAAUUCAUACGGUUCCAUCAGAUUCCCAACCCUCUCCGUCAACGACUGGAGGAAUACUUCCAACAUGCUUGGACGUACACAAACGGCAUUGACAUGAAUAUGGUCCUUAAGGGGUUUCCUGAAUGUCUCCAGGCAGAUAUCUGCCUUCACCUCAAUCAAGCAUUACUGCAGAACUGCAAGGCGUUCAAAGGAGCCAGUAAAGGAUGUCUCCGAGCCCUGGCCAUGAAGUUUAAAACCACACACGCUCCACCUGGAGACACUUUGGUCCACAGUGGUGACAUACUUACUGCACUUUACUUCAUCUCUCGGGGGUCGAUAGAAAUCCUGAAGGAUAACAUUGUCGUAGCAAUCCUUGGGAAAAAUGACAUCUUUGGUGAAAUGAUCCAUCUUUACGCGAGACCGGGGAAAUCUAAUGCUGAUGUUCGGGCACUCACAUACUGCGAUCUGCACAAGAUCCAAAGGGAAGAUCUACUGGAGGUUUUGGACAUGUAUCCAGAGUUUUCUGACUUCUUCUUAACAAAUCUGGAACUCACGUUCAAUUUACGGGAUGAAGGCUCAAAGGCAGACAUCCUUCUCCAAGCAGAAUCCAGUGAUGAUUCAGACCAGGAUAUUCCCAGACUGAGAAGAAGAAAACUUUCCUUCAAGAAGAAAACUAACGCAGUCAUAUUUGCUAUCACAGAUGAUGAUGAAGAUGAAUAUGGGAAGCAAGGAGCGUCGCAAGACAUCCCAAGUAGUGAACAGCAACUUUACUACAGAAAACGUGACUCAGAAGAGAGACGGAGUGCGUCAUCCUCCUGUUCUACCUCCAUGGAUGAAGAGAAGAAGCCAUUAUGUUCUGGCAUUCUGGAUUAUCCAGCCGAGAUAGAAGUGAACUGCAGACUAGACUUUGCACAGGGACCUGACAUUCAGAGCCGAAGAGCUGGAAAAAGAGCAAAGUGUCCAGAUGCCAGCGAGAGACUAAAGGAUUGGGAAAGUGGAAAACCUGUGGAAUAUCCUGAUAUGUCCACCCAGUCUGCAUCUUCUCAUGCAGCCCCUGGUAUCUCAGAGUCAGGAAGCGACUUAACCUACGGUGAGGUGGAGCACAGAUUAGAUUUACUUCAAGAACAUCUCAGCAGAUUGGAAACACAGAUGUCGACUGACAUUCAUGCCAUCUUGCAGUUACUACAACGGCAGUCUAUGGUGGGACCUCCGGCAUACAGCAUGGUGACCGGGGCAGGAGACUACCAGAGACCAUCGUCGAGAGUGAUACAUACCGUCCAACCCGUAUCCACUAACCACAGUUUCCCAACAACUCCACAGAGUCCAGAAUUUUUGGACUUUGAGAAAUCCAACCUGAAAUCCAAAGAGUCAUUGUCCAGUGGUGUUCACCUCAACACUAUAUCGGAAGACAACUUUGCCACGUUUUUGGACCAAGAACAAGAGCAAGAGUCGCCGUUGCAACUACUACAGGUGCAGCCCUCCCUACAGUCAACACGACACCCCUCCUUACCCAACCCCUCAAUACACACCACGGGACUGUUGGGUCUCCAUAGGCAUCUGUCAGAUCCUGGUCUUCCAGGCAAAUAACCAAUGAGCACUCUGCAUCUCAAUAGUUUUGCUGCUUUGAGUGGCUGUUUUUCCUUUUGAUGAAUAGCAUCCUCCAUGUACGACUCAGGGGUCUGUGAAAGAAACUGUCCAUAUGCAAAAGCACUGUAGAUUCAUAUCAGCUCUGAGCUCCCAAUGUCAAUGUUCCUCUUUAACAAUGAUCUGAAAGCUUCAAUAACGAUACAUUUAAAACAUCGUCGCACUGCCAGUAAUCGAAGGCACCUUAAAUAAUAAUAAGCCUGAAAUGCAUGCCGUUACAUUGGUUUCUGUGUUGCAUGAAGUUAAUUUGAACUCAAACUAGAGAGCUCAUGGGUUGGGGAGGGCGGCGGGAGGG
Messenger RNA from Amblyraja radiata (thorny skate), 4321 nucleotides. It is a transcript of the gene kcnh7b, whose product is annotated as potassium channel, voltage gated eag related subfamily H, member 7b. Gene Ontology annotation, biological process: potassium ion transmembrane transport; regulation of membrane potential. The transcript is spliced from 16 exons. NCBI's taxonomy places the organism in Eukaryota, Metazoa, Chordata, Chondrichthyes, Rajiformes, Rajidae. The coding region runs from base 349 to 3969 and encodes 1206 amino acids. Gene Ontology annotation, cellular component: plasma membrane. Gene Ontology annotation, molecular function: inward rectifier potassium channel activity. The record is from RefSeq and is a predicted model, not a curated record.